Messenger RNA from Spodoptera exigua (beet armyworm), 642 nucleotides. The record is from the annotation of a GenBank genome assembly. NCBI's taxonomy places the organism in Eukaryota, Metazoa, Arthropoda, Insecta, Lepidoptera, Noctuidae.
AUGUGGCCACUAAUCCAUAACAAUCUAAUAUCUUUGCAAUAUGUUUUCAGUAACGGCCAAGAAUGGUGGAGACUAAGGAGUACAUUUCAAAAGAAUUUCACUAGUCCAAAGAGUGUUAAAAGUCACGUAGAAAGUACUGACACAGUGAUAAGAGAAUUUAUUAAUUGGAUAAAAGAAACAAACAUAUCACACAAUCAAGAUUUUUUGCCUUUUUUGAAUAGGUUGAACUUAGAAGUCAUUGGUAUUGUAGCAUUCAACGAGCGUUUUCAAAGUUUUUCUCCAGAUGAACAAGGUCCAUCUUCGAGAAGUAGCAAAACUAUUGAUGCUGCUUUUGGUUCUAACUGUGGAAUUAUGAAACUCGACAAAGGAUUUAUGUGGAAAAUCUUCCAAACUCCUGUUUAUAAAAGACUUGCUGAUUCUCAGACGUAUUUAGAAAAAGUAUCUACAGACAUCUUAUACAACCGAAUUCAUUAUUUUAAAGAACCUGAUGACGACGAUAUUUCUUUGUUGGGAUCAUUUCUGAAGCAACCCAAUUUGGAUUUAAAAGACAUCAUUGGAAUGAUGGUUGAUAUUCUCAUGGCUGCUAUAGACACGACAGUAAUUGUAACUCAAAACUUUGUGGCCUCUCGGAUGCCACAUUGA